AUAUUUGGUAAACAUCAACAUUACCAUGGCACGAUUCGGCAACUUGAAUCCUUACGAUUUACACAAACGUCUCAUCAAUGACUACAUUCUGAAAAAACCGGGAGACACAAAGGUUCUUCAGCGUGACACAUCCAAAGAUCGUACAGAUUACGAUGUAAUUCGUGACAAUCAUCGAUUUCUAUGGGACGAUGAAGACGACGAAACAGAUUCGUGGGAAAAGCAAUUGGCCAAACGCUAUUACGAUAAACUGUUCAAAGAGUACUGCAUUUGUGACUUGAGUCGAUACAAGGAUAACAAGGUUGCUAUGCGAUGGCGUGUGGAGAAGGAAGUGGUUACGGGGAAAGGACAAUUCAUUUGUGGAAAUCGAACGUGUUCGGACAAUUCAGGACUUAGAAGCUGGGAAGUAAAUUUUGCCUAUGCCGAACAUGGGACACGGAAGAAUGCUCUCAUCAAACUGCGUCUGUGUCCGGAUUGCUCAAAGAAACUCAACUACCACUCCAACAAACGCGAAGUGAAAAAACUGAAAAAAGAGAAACGAAAAAGCGGACGACGAUCAAAAUCUGCAUCCGAAGGAAAUCAAUCGCCAGGUUGUUCGACUUCUGCAGCCUCAAGUAAAACGGUAACGGACGAAGAAAUAGUCGAAUCGAACGAGGAGGUUGAUGUUCACAAGAAUGAUGCACUGGAAAAGAACGUCGAGUCCAUAGAGAAACAUUGUUGGACCAAGACAACGGAUGCGGAGGAAAAGAGUCGCGAAGAAGAAUUCGACGAAUACUUGGAGGAUUUAUUGUUGUAAGCAAAUUCAUUCGGUUUGUUGAAUUAAAUCUUUAUUUUAUUCGGAAAAAA
Messenger RNA from Bradysia coprophila, 843 nucleotides. RefSeq names its product protein FRA10AC1 homolog. NCBI's taxonomy places the organism in Eukaryota, Metazoa, Arthropoda, Insecta, Diptera, Sciaridae. Gene Ontology annotation, biological process: dephosphorylation. Gene Ontology annotation, molecular function: phosphatase activity. The record is from RefSeq and is a predicted model, not a curated record.